This is a messenger RNA of Opisthocomus hoazin, 4455 nucleotides long. The record is from RefSeq and is a predicted model, not a curated record. Lineage: Eukaryota; Metazoa; Chordata; Aves; Opisthocomiformes; Opisthocomidae.
UCUUUUUCAGGUCAGAACUGUGGAGGCUUAGUACAGGGACCAAAUGGUACUAUAGAAAGCCCUGGAUUUCCUCAUGGUUAUCCAAAUUAUGCCAACUGCACGUGGAUCAUUAUCACAGGAGAACGUAACAGGAUACAAUUGUCAUUUCAUACUUUUGCCCUCGAGGAAGAUUUUGAUAUUUUGUCAAUUUACGAUGGACAGCCACAGCAAGGCAAUUUAAAAGUGAGGUUAUCUGGAUUUCAGCUUCCGUCAUCUAUUGUGAGCACAGGAUCUAUCCUCACCCUUUGUUUCACCACAGAUUUUGCUGUCAGUGCUCAAGGCUUCAAAGCUAUCUAUGAAGUAUUACCUAGUCAUACUUGUGGCAGCCCAGGAGAAAUAUCUAAAGGAGUACUUCAUGGAACAAGAUUCAACAUUGGGGAUAAAAUCCGAUACAGCUGUAUUUCUGGUUACAUCCUAGAAGGCCAUGCCAUGUUGACAUGUAUUGUGAGUCCUGGAAAUGGUGCAUCAUGGGAUUUUCCAGUUCCUUUUUGCAGAGCUGAAGGAGCUUGUGGAGGAACGCUACGUGGGACAAGCGGAACUAUUGCAAGUCCUCACUUCCCUUCCGAGUAUGAAAAUAAUGCUGAUUGCACCUGGACCAUAUUGGCUGAACCAGGAGAUACCAUUGCUUUGGUCUUCACUGACUUCCAGUUAGAGGAAGGAUACGACUUCUUAGAGAUCAGUGGAACAGAAGCACCAUCAAUAUGGUUGACUGGUAUGAAUCUACCUUCUCCUGUUAUCAGCAGUAAGAAUUGGUUACGACUCCAUUUUACAUCUGACAGCAACCACCGACGAAAGGGAUUUAAUGCUCAGUUCCAAGUGAAAAAAGCAAUUGAACUGAAAUCAAGAGGAGUCAAGAUGUUGCCCAGCAAAGACAGUAAUCACAAAAAUUCUGUCUUGACCCAGGGUGGGGAUGCAGUUGCAUCUGAUACGUGUCCUGAUCCUGGAAUUCCAGAAAAUGGGAAAAGGGUGGGCUCUGACUUCAGGGUGGGUGCAAGUGUACAGUUUUCCUGUGAAGAUAAUUAUGUGCUGCAGGGUUCUAAGAGCAUUACUUGUCAGAGAGUGACAGAUACACUGGCUGCCUGGAGUGACCAUAGGCCAAUCUGCAGAGCUAGAACAUGUGGUUCUAAUUUACGUGGACCAAGUGGGAUCAUUACGUCACCAAAUUAUCCAGUUCAAUAUGAAGACAAUGCACACUGUGUGUGGGUCAUUACAACAACUGAUCCAGAAAAGGUCAUAAAGCUUGCUUUUGAAGAAUUUGAACUGGAAAGAGGCUACGAUACUCUUACUGUUGGAGAUGCUGGGAAAGUUGGUGAUACCAGAACAGUGUUGUAUGUACUCACUGGAUCCAGUGUUCCUGAUCUUAUUGUGAGCAUGAGUAACCAGAUGUGGCUUCAUUUACAAUCUGAUGACAGCAUUGGCUCACCAGGAUUCAAAGCUGUUUAUCAAGAAAUUGAGAAAGGAGGUUGUGGAGAUCCUGGAAUUCCAUCAUACGGAAAAAGGACUGGCAGCAGUUUUCUGCAUGGAGACACACUUACCUUUGAAUGUCAAGCAGCUUUUGAAUUGGUGGGAGAGAGAACGAUUACAUGUCAACAAAACAACCAGUGGUCUGGCAACAAACCCAGCUGUGUUUUCUCAUGUUUCUUCAACUUCACCACACCGUCUGGAAUUAUUCUUUCUCCAAAUUAUCCUGAGGAGUAUGGGAACAAUAUGAACUGUGUUUGGUUAAUUAUCUCAGAGCCAGGAAGCAGAAUCCAUCUGAUUUUCAACGACUUUGAUGUAGAACCUCAAUUUGACUACCUUACAGUGAAAGAUGAUGGGAUUUCAGAUUUACCACCUCUUGGCACUUUUUCUGGCAAUGAGGUCCCUUCUCAGUUGGCUAGUAGUGGGCACAUAGUAAGACUUGAAUUUCAGUCGGAUCACUCUACCACUGGAAGAGGAUUUAAUAUCACUUACACAACCUUUGGUCAGAAUGAGUGCCAUGAUCCAGGCAUUCCUAUAAAUGGUAGACGUUUUGGAGACAGAUUCCUUCUGGGAAGUUCUGUUUCCUUUCACUGUGAUGAUGGCUUUGUGAAGACCCAAGGCUCUGAAUCCAUAACAUGUAUUAUGCAAGAUGGAAAUGUAGUAUGGAGCUCUACUGUCCCACGCUGUGAAGCACCAUGUGGAGGACAUUUGACAGCAUCAAGUGGUGUUAUCUUACCACCAGGGUGGCCAGGAUAUUAUAAAGACUCUCUUAAUUGUGAAUGGGUGAUUGAAGCAAAACCAGGACAUUCCAUCAAGAUUACUUUUGACAGGUUUCAGACAGAAGUUAAUUAUGACACUUUGGAAGUCAGAGAUGGGCCAGCUAACUCAUCACCAUUAAUUGGAGAAUACCAUGGCACACAAGCACCCCAGUUCCUUAUCAGUACUGGAAAUUACAUGUAUCUACUGUUCACUACGGACAACAGUCGUUCCAGUGUUGGUUUCCUGAUUCACUAUGAGAGUGUUACUCUGGAAUCAGAUUCCUGCCUCGACCCAGGGAUUCCUGUGAAUGGCCAUCGCCAUGGUAACAACUUUAAUAUCCGCUCCACAGUAACUUUUAGCUGUGAUCCAGGAUAUACUCUGAGUGAUGAAGAACCACUCAUAUGUGAAAGAAACCAUCAGUGGAAUCAUGCGUUACCCAGCUGUGAUGCUUUAUGUGGUGGAUAUAUUCAUGGGAAGAGUGGAACUGUUCUUUCUCCAGGUUUUCCUGAUUUUUAUCCAAACUCUUUAAACUGCACUUGGACUAUUGAAGUGUCACAUGGCAAAGGUGUACAGCUUAUUUUUCAUACCUUUCACCUGGAGAGUUCUCAUGACUAUUUGCUUAUCGCUGAAGAUGGCAGCUUCACAGAACCAGUAGCCAGGUUAACUGGCUCAGUCUUACCCCCAACAAUUAAAGCAGGCCUCUUUGGAAAUUUUACUGCACAGCUUCGCUUUAUAUCUGAUUUUUCAAUUUCUUAUGAAGGCUUCAACAUAACAUUUUCAGAAUAUGAUCUGGAGCCAUGUGAUGAUCCUGGUGUUCCUGCCUUCAGUAGGCGAGUUGGUUUUCAUUUUGGUGUUGGAGAUUCCUUGAUCUUUUCUUGUUUCCCUGGAUAUCGCCUGGAAGGUGCUAAUAAACUUACCUGCCUGGGAGGUGGUCGGCGUGUAUGGAGUGCACCUCUGCCAAGGUGUGUGGCUGAAUGUGGAGCAACUGUAUCUGGAAAUGAAGGAACUUUGCUGUCUCCAAAUUUUCCAUCUAAUUAUGACAACAACCAUGAAUGUAUCUAUAAAAUUGAAACAGAGGCUGGAAAAGGGAUUCAUCUUAGAGCCAGGAGCUUUCAGCUGCGUGAGGGAGAUAUUGUUAAGGUAUAUGAUGGAAAAGACAGUUCUUCACGCUCUCUGGGAGCCUUCACCAAAGCCGACAUGAUGGGAGUUAUCCUUAAUAGCACCUCUAACCAUUUGUGGAUAGAGUUUAAUACCAAUGGAUCUGAUACAGACCAAGGAUUUCAGCUCACUUACACAAGUUUUGACCUAGUGAAGUGUGAGGAUCCUGGCAUACCAAAUUAUGGCUACAAGAUCCAAGAUGAAGGACAUUUUAUAGACACCGUCAUUUUAUACAGCUGUAAUCCUGGCUACACUAUGCAUGGCAGUAGUAUUAUGACCUGCUUAAGUGGAGAUCGAAGAGUUUGGGACAAACCCUUGCCUACUUGCAUAGCUGAGUGUGGUGGUCGAAUUCACGCUGCUACAUCGGGGCGCAUUUUGUCCCCUGGUUACCCAGCACCGUAUGACAACAAUCUUCAUUGCACUUGGAUUAUCGAAGCAGAUCCAGGAAAGACAAUAAGUCUGCAUUUUAUUGUUUUUGACACUGAAGUUGCUCAUGACAUCUUGAAGGUAUGGGAUGGGCCUAUUGAGAGCAACAUAUUUCUGAAAGAAUGGAGUGGCUCAGCCCUUCCAGAGGAUAUCCACAGCACUUUCAACUCAUUAACAUUACAGUUUGACAGUGACUUCUUCAUCAGCAAAUCAGGCUUCUCCAUUCAGUUUUCAAGUUUGAAGGUAUUUUGUGAAAGAGUGGAGAUGUGGCGGGAGGGCACAUAUGACUGGAGUGUUGGAAUGGAAGGAUAUAGGCUCUUCAAGAAGGACAGUCUGGAGGCACAAGGAGAGGGUGUUGACCUCUAUGUCAAUGACCAGUUGGAGUGCAUGGAGUUCUGCCUAGGGGUGGAUGAGGAGCCAACAGAGAGCUUAUGGGUCAGGCAAGAUCAUGGAGCAGAUCAUCCUGAAAGUGAUAAUAAGGCACAUGGAAAUGGAUUCACUAAGGACAAAUCAUGCCUGACAAAUCUGGUGGUCUUCUACUAUGGUGCUACAGAGUUGAAGGAUAAAGAAGAGCAACUGACAUUGUCUACCUGGACUUCUGCAAAGGACUAG